This is a messenger RNA of Meyerozyma guilliermondii ATCC 6260, 2592 nucleotides long. It is a transcript of the gene SGD1, whose product is annotated as Sgd1p. The coding region runs from base 1 to 2592 and encodes 863 amino acids. Lineage: Eukaryota; Fungi; Ascomycota; Pichiomycetes; Serinales; Debaryomycetaceae. The record is from RefSeq and is a predicted model, not a curated record. Gene Ontology annotation, biological process: ribosomal small subunit biogenesis. The transcript has a single exon. Gene Ontology annotation, cellular component: nucleolus. Gene Ontology annotation, molecular function: protein binding; RNA binding.
AUGUCGACCCAUGGAAUACGGCUUCCAGGGCAGAUUUUGGAUCAAAUAAAGACGCUGAGCGGAAACGGCGAGCACGAUGAACGCCAGUUUGUAGCCAGGAAGCGUAGAACCAACCGGAAGGAUAAGCGCAAGGAAGAACGGCAGAUCAAGAAGCAAAAGAGGAGCCAAAAUGGAACGAAAAAUGGACAAAAGUCCGCAAUAAAGCAUGAAAAUGGUAAUUAUGGUGCUGAAAGAACACCCAAAAGUGUCAAAGGGACGAAAGAACGACAAAAAAGCCGUAAAAAAUUAACCAAUGAAGAAGCUCACGAUGAUGAAAGUGAACUGGAAGUUGGUGAAGAAAGUGAUUUUGGAGGGUUUGAAAGCGACGAGAAUGACCAAGAUACUCUUGGCAGUGCUGAUGACUCGGGCGAUUUUGACAGCGAUUUUGGUGAUGAUUUUGGAGAGUCCGAUGAAGAUGACUAUGGUGACCUUGAGAUGGUGGACAAUCCUUUGGAACAACUCCGCAAGAUCAAAGCACACAAAGCGAAGGAGAAGGAGGACCCGCUAGAGCAGCUUCGAAAAAUCAAAGAAGAGAAGAAGAAAAAGGAAUCGAAGAAUUCAAAAAAAGAGGAGAGAAAGGCCAUCAAGAAAUCAAAAAAUGAACCGGUUGCUCCGGUCGACAGCCACACUAUGAGACAGCUAGAACAGGACGAGCAAGAUAUAGCGUACUGGUCAAAGAAACUCGGCUUGAAAGGUGGUAAAAAAGGCAAAUUGACUGCACAAGAUGAGAACGAUGUUGUGGGUGGUUUACUUGACGGACUUGAUUUUAUUGACGAAAUAGGUGCUGAAAGUGCUGAGGAGGGAGAAGAAGGUGGAGAAAACUCAGAAGAUUUCAAUUUGUCAGAAAAUGAACUGAAUGAAUCUUUUUCGUCUGAAAGUGAAAGUGGCUCAGAUUCAGAUGGUGGCUCAGAAAAUCCAUAUGUGGCUCCUACAAAGUAUAUUCCACCAGCAGUUCGCAGAGAGCAGGAAAGUGAGUCUUCGGAGAACAUUGCUCUCAAACGUGCUAUCAAAGGACCAUUGAACAAGCUUUCGGAGUCAAACAUAUCAUCUAUUGUCAAUGAGAUCAUUGGACAAUUUUCUUCAAAUCCUCGGCAAAUUGUCAACGAAACCAUUACUAGUAUUGUCAUAGACAGUAUUGUGCUGCAGGGAAGAUUACUAGACACUUUUGUGUAUUUGCAUGCUGCCGUUGUUGCAGCCAUUUAUCGCAUUCGAGGCAUCGAUUUUGGAGCUUAUUUUAUUCAAACUUUAGUGGAAAAAUAUGAUUCCAGCGAUGACCAGAAUAAAGCGAGAUUCAACCUCAUCACGCUCUUGUCGUCUGUCUAUGCUUUUGGGUUGGUUUCAGCCAACUUAAUUUAUGAUUUUAUCAAAUUGUUCAUCAAUGAUCUCGGUGAAGAUAAUGCGGAAAUUUUGCUUCGUUUAAUAAGAACUUCUGGAAACCAGCUCCGGUCCGAAGACCCUUCGGCGCUCAAGGAAAUCGUUGUUCUCACCAACAAAGCCGCUGCAAAUAUACCAAAAGACCUCAAAUCAACCAGACUUCAAUUUUUGGUGGAAACCAUUUCUUCAUUGAAAAAUAAUAAACUUAAAAUACAUUCCGAGGCAACUUUCCAGUUGAUUACCAGACUCAGAAAAUACCUUUCAUCCAUAAAAAGCUCCAAGCUCAACGAUCCCAUUCAGGUUUCAAUUUCGGAUAUCAGAAAUAUCGAUACCGUUGGCAAAUGGUGGUUGGUCGGUUCAGCAUGGAAAGGAAGCAAUCAAGAAGAAAAAGAAGACUUCAAAGUCAACGAGCCUGUCGAUAUGGAUCUCUCAGAGCCCAAUUGGCUAGAACUAGCAAAAGCUCAACGAAUGAAUACAGAUGUCAGAAGGGCAGUUUUUAUUUCAAUUAUGUCUGCUGAAGACUAUAUGGACGCUAUUACCAAGUUGGACAAGUUAGGCCUCAAAAAAGCCCAGCAAAAGGAUAUACCUAGAAUUCUCAUGCACUGUGCCAGCGUGGAGCCGGCGUGGAAUCCAUACUACGGCUUGCUAGCCAGCAAGCUAUGUGAGAGCCAUUCACACAGAAAGUCGUUACAGUUCAUGUUGUGGGACUUGAUAAAAGAGCUCGACGGGUCCCAGGACGAUGAUUCUGAGCCUGAGGAUUUUCCGCUCAAUGAAGACCUCGAUGAUGAACAGCAACUCAAGAGAGCCUUGAAUUUGGGACGUCUUUUCGGGUUCCUUUUUUCAGAGGAAAGUCUUCCGUUACACUUGCUCAAAAAUGUCAACUUUCUAACAGCAAGUGGAGACUUGACGGUGUUCUUGGAGCUUGCUUUUGUCACAUUCUUUGACCGAGUAGCCAAGAAAUCCAAGCACGGCAAGUCCAUGGACGAUUCCCUUCAUCUCUCUCUUCUUUCGAAGAUGAGCCAAGAGCCCACAUUGAUGAAGGGUCUCAAACUAUUCAUUCAAAAGUUGCAAACUAGUGAGUAUGUCACUAGUGCCAAGCAGCGGGCACGGGUUGAAUGGGGAAUUGAAUCUGCCACCACAAUUCUUGAAGAAUUGAUUGCCAAUUCCGACAAUGUGUAG